CCGAGGGAGUAAAUAGACAGUAUGCUCCCUUAGAAGCACAUGCGUUGGACGUGCCGGGAAAUCCUCAAACUCUGGUUUCCCGACCUUCGUCUUAUCCUUUUCCCAGUUUUGCGGUUAUAGCGAUGCAGAACUGAGCGCUCUUUGUCUCUCUCUCAAUAUCGUUCACAAUUCUUCUUCUUCUUCUUCUUCCUCUCUCUCUCUCUCUCUUAUUUUUCUGAUUAAAUAUUUCGACGAUGAGGAGCAUAACUAUGGUACAAAAGCUGGGCAAGGUUCUAACAAACACGAGACGUUUCUCUUCGGCGAAUUCCAUCAGCUCUAAACCAAUCAAUCUCUUCUCUGCAAUCAACCAGGCCCUUGAUCUCGCUCUGGAUACUGAUCCUCGCUCUUAUAUUUUUGGAGAAGAUGUGCGCUUUGGUGGUGUCUUUCGUUGUACGAUGGGUUUGGCUGAUAAAUAUGGAAAACACAGGGUUUUCAACACCCCCCUUUGUGAGCAGGGGAUCGUUGGAUUUGGCAUAGGAUUGGCUGCCAUGGGAAAUCGGGCUAUAGCUGAAAUUCAAUUUGCAGAUUAUAUCUUUCCGGCUUUCGAUCAGAUUGUCAAUGAAGCCGCAAAGUUCAGAUAUCGAAGUGGAAAUCAAUUCAAUUGUGGAGGUUUAACAGUACGAGCUCCUUAUGGAGCUGUUGGGCAUGGUGGGCAUUAUCAUUCACAGUCACCUGAGGCAUUUUUCUGUCAUGUCCCAGGUCUUAAGGUUGUCAUUCCUCGUGGCCCAAAGCAAGCCAAAGGUUUGCUUUUGUCCUGUAUACGUGAUCCAAACCCCAUUGUCUUUUUUGAACCCAAGUGGUUGUAUCGUUUGGCUGUAGAAGAAGUUCCUGAAGAUGAUUACAUGUUCCCCCUUUCUCAAGCUGAGGUGAUUCGUGAAGGCAGUGACAUUACACUGGUGGGGUGGGGAGCUCAGCUUCAGGUUAUGGAACAGGCAUGUGUUGAUGCUGCACAGGAGGGAAUCUCUUGUGAGCUUAUAGAUUUAAGAACUUUAGUACCUUGGGACAAAGAAACAGUAGAAGCAUCUGUCCGGAAGACUGGGAGACUUCUUGUUAGCCAUGAAGCCCCAAUAACAGGGGGGUUUGGUGCUGAGAUAUCAGCUUCUAUUGUGGAACGAUGCUUCUUAAGGUUAGAAGCUCCAAUAGCGAGAGUUUGUGGCCUCGACACUCCUUUCCCUCUGGUAUUUGAACCCUUUUAUAUGCCAACCAAGAACAAGAUCUUGGAUGCAAUCAAGGCCACUGUUAACUACUAGCUGCGAGUUAACUAUUGUUGAAUUAACUCAAGGGUUAGAGGUCGUAAACUCCCCUAUCAUCCAUGAGAAGUAACAGUGCUUAUGUAUAUCUGUUAUUUGAAAAUCAUAAUAAAAGUCCUUUGAAGGCAGCCUGUGGGUUGUGACUUUUAAAUAUUUCUCUUUGUUU
Molecule: messenger RNA, 1455 nt
Organism: Amborella trichopoda
Lineage: Eukaryota; Viridiplantae; Streptophyta; Magnoliopsida; Amborellales; Amborellaceae
Product: branched-chain alpha-keto acid decarboxylase E1 beta subunit
Biological process (GO): branched-chain amino acid catabolic process; response to nutrient
Cellular component (GO): oxoglutarate dehydrogenase complex
Source: RefSeq, a predicted model, not a curated record